AUGGCGAAGACUGGCUUCUUCCACCAUAUUGGUACUUUCCUGCUCUUCAUUGGCACCGUUCUGCUUGUAAUCACCACCAUCUCGAGCCCGAUUGUGGAUCAUAUUGCUAUCAUGAACGUGAAGCUGGCAAAUGGGACCAACACUCACGACACCCACGUUACCAUGGGCACAUUUGGUUACUGUCUGCUCGAUGCUGCUGAUGGUCGAGACUACUGCACCGGAAAGCACAUCGGAUACAACCCGGCAUCUUUCUUGGAGAACAUUUAUGAUACCGACUUCAAUGGCGCUCAAGUCAACACAAGCAAGGGCCUCACUCGCGUGAUGGUCCUCCAUCCUGUUGCUUGCGCUCUGGCAUUCAUCGCCUUCCUUAGUGCAGCUUCUUCUGGAAUAUGCGGUGCCUUGGUUGGAGCGAUAACUGCCUCAGUCGCAUUCAUCAUUACCGUUGUUGUGAUGGCGACCGACUUUGUGCUGUUUGGUAUCAUAAAGAGCCAUGUCAAUGAUGACGGAUCUGGAGCACGCGCUCAAUUCUCGACCGGAAUGUGGACGUUGGUGGCUGCCAUGGCCUGUUUAUUCUUGGGCACUAUCGUCGUUUUCUUUACUUGCUGCUCCUCCAGAAUGCACAGACAAAACCACACCUCUACGAAGCAUGCAGAGACCGGCUACGCCAAUGGCACCACCGUCACCAAGAGACAUUUCUGGCAAAGAAGCUCCCGACGCACUCGGUACUAA
This is a messenger RNA of Glarea lozoyensis ATCC 20868, 729 nucleotides long. RefSeq lists its product as uncharacterized. The transcript is spliced from 3 exons. NCBI's taxonomy places the organism in Eukaryota, Fungi, Ascomycota, Leotiomycetes, Helotiales, Helotiaceae. The record is from RefSeq and is a predicted model, not a curated record. Gene Ontology annotation, cellular component: plasma membrane; cell division site; growing cell tip. Bases 1 to 729 code for a protein of 242 amino acids.